AUGGACCAGCUCCCUGCACCAACGAUUAAGCUCAGUUUCUUCCUCACUGAUAUUUAUGAGCAAUAUGUUUUAUUGUCUGAUUUUGACGAUCCAAUCGUUGUUUCGGAGGAGACCUUUCUUAUAGACGAAAGAUGCAUUGAGGUAGCUGCCUGUGAUUAUGAAGAAUCGAUAUGCGAGCUUCUAUGCGAGACCUUGACCGCCAUGGGAGUCUCAGAAGACAACCAUGAGCGUAUUGGGAGACAAGUUGAUUUUGAAGUUCAGCAUAGGCUUGAAACAAGUCGUGGCACUGACACCGCAACAAUUGUAAUACCUACACGAAUUUCAAGAACUUUCUCUGAAGAAUAUGAAGAUGGGGAUGCUGGUCUGCGCCAGCCAAUUCCUGCGUCAAAAUCAUCCAUUGAUGGGUUAGCAAGAAUUGUUUUUCAUGUUGGGGUCCAGGAUCCUGGGAUCUGUACUGUUUGCUUGAAAGAAUUUGAGGAUGGAGAUGAUCUGAUUCAGAUGCCAUGUUCCCACCUUUAUCACCAGCAUUGCAUUGUUGAAUGGCUUAUGUCCAGCCACCUUUGUCCGCUUUGCCGCUAUCAGAUGCCCACCACUCAGCUCUGCGAGGACUUGCCACAACUCCUUGUCCCAGGAUCAGAACUUAAUUAG
This is a messenger RNA of Manihot esculenta (cassava), 648 nucleotides long. Its product is annotated as RING-H2 finger protein ATL46. Gene Ontology annotation, molecular function: ubiquitin protein ligase activity. The record is from RefSeq and is a predicted model, not a curated record. Gene Ontology annotation, cellular component: cytoplasm. The transcript has a single exon. The coding region runs from base 1 to 648 and encodes 215 amino acids. Gene Ontology annotation, biological process: protein ubiquitination. Lineage: Eukaryota; Viridiplantae; Streptophyta; Magnoliopsida; Malpighiales; Euphorbiaceae.